This is a messenger RNA of Letharia columbiana, 966 nucleotides long. RefSeq lists its product as uncharacterized. Lineage: Eukaryota; Fungi; Ascomycota; Lecanoromycetes; Lecanorales; Parmeliaceae. The transcript has a single exon. The record is from RefSeq and is a predicted model, not a curated record. Gene Ontology annotation, cellular component: mitochondrion; cytoplasm; peroxisome. Gene Ontology annotation, biological process: response to hydrogen peroxide; hydrogen peroxide catabolic process. The coding region runs from base 1 to 966 and encodes 321 amino acids. Gene Ontology annotation, molecular function: catalase activity; heme binding.
AUGCAUCUCUUCUCCGACCGUGGCACUCCAUACUCAUACCGCCACAUGAACGGUUAUUCAGGUCACACCUACAAACUAACCAAGCCUGACGGCACAUUCAACUACGUCCAAAUUCACUGCAAGACCGACCUUGGCAGCAAGACCUUUACCAAUGCUGAAGCGGGCAACAUGGCUGCGGAAAAUCCUGAUUGGCACACACAAGACCUCUUUAACUCCAUCCAAGACAGCGAUUACCCAAGCUGGACCUGCUAUCUCCAGGUCCUCAGCCCUGAACAAGCGGAGAAUUUCCGGUGGAACAUCUUCGAUUUGACCAAGGUUUGGCCGCAAAAAGAUGUUCCACUAAGGCCCUUUGGUCGAUUCACCCUCAACAGAAAUCCAGAGAAUUACUUCGCGGAGAUCGAGCAGGUGGCAUUUUCCCCUAGCCAUAUGGUUCCUGGCGUCGAACCUUCUGCAGACCCCGUCCUACAAUCGCGCCUUUUCUCAUAUCCAGACACCCACCGCCAUCGCCUCGGCGUGAACUAUCAGCAAAUCCCCGUCAACCAACCUCUCCGUGCAUUCAAUCCCUAUCAGCGUGACGGCAUAAUGGCAGUCAACGGCAACUACGGCGCUAACCCCAAUUACCCAUCCACCUACCGAAACAUGACAUACAAACCGGUGAAGCCUAGCCAAGAGCACGAGAAGUGGGCGGGUGCGGCAGUAGCCCAACAGCUCCCGGUCACUGAAGAGGACUUUGUGCAGCCAGCAAUGCUUUGGGAGGUGCUUGGGAAACAAGAAGGCCAGCAAGACAACUUCAUUGGCAAUGUUGCCGGGCAUCUAAGCGCGGCGAAGCCAGCCGUCCGGCAAAGGACUUAUGAAAUGUUCACCAAAAUAAACAAGGUCCUCGGCAAAAGGAUCGAGGAAGCUACUGACCCAUUAUCACGGCAUCCACAGAGCCAGGCUGCUGGCAAUGCCCAAGCGAGACUGUAG